AUGGCCACAACAGUUGGUGGAUUCACGUUCGCGAACGGAUAUCGCCAAUCGGCAGACACGAACCCCUGGCAGGUCGAGAAUGGAGACAUCUGGGAUAAGGAGGAGCCGCACUACAGCGUUCCUCCCUCUGUUGAGCUGCUGACCUCGUCUGUUCAUAAUAACAUGGGACUGAAUUACCUGCGGACCUGGCCUACGAUAUACGAUGGGACUGCAUCCCCCCACGGUGUGCCCAGCUGGUGGAAGCCGAAAAAGAAGGUAGAUGUACUAAUAUGCGGAGCCGGCCCUACGGGCUUACAAAUCGCGGUCAGCUUGAUUCGCCAGGGACUGACGGUCCGCAUCAUCGACAAAGCAUCUGGCCCCUUGCUGGCCGGAAGAGCGGACGGUGUCCAGCCGCGAUUCCUGGAAACAUUAGGAACCUGGGGUCUUGCAGAAGAAGUUGCGGAAGAGGGCCCCUUGAUCGAGCGAACCGCCAUCUACAAGAACGGAAAGCCGUUACUUCAUUCUCGCUCCCACCAAUCAGACUCGAGAUACCGUGGGCUGCACGUUAUCACACAGGGUCAGAUUGAACGCAUCUACGUGCGAGACCUCUACCGACACAAGGUGCUUGUGGACCGUACCACUGUCCUGAAAGAGUACAAGGUUGAGGACAACCAGUUAGAAUCGUAUCCAGUCAAGGGCGUCAUCACCAACACCGCGACUGGUGAGGACGAGGUCGUUGAAGCCAAGUUCCUUGUUGGUUCAGAUGGAGGAGCGAGUUCCAUUCGGCGCAGUCUUGGGAUUCCAUUUGAUGGAGUGAGUACUGAUAUCUAUUGGGGUAUUAUGGACUGUGUUUUCGAGUCGGACUAUCCACAUGCGUGGAUUUUUGGAUCUGUUAUAAAUUCGAAGCAUGGCGGGUGUGUGAUUAUUCCUCGUGAGCAGGGAUAUAUUCGCCUCUAUACCCAGCUAGACGUCUCUAGUACUGGCCCCAUCGCACAAUCCAGACUUGCCAGAGACCUUAAUUUUCAGGAAUCCGGUGGUCGAGUGGACGUUCACUCCAUUACGGCCGAUGAAGUUCUGGAGCAAGCGAACCGUAUAUUUGCCCCAUACAAGCUAAAAUUUGCGGCACCAUUGAGCUGGUUUGCGGUCUGGAAGAUUAGCGAGCGCGUAGCUCGGUCAUUCUCCUCUGAGAACCUACGGGUCUACCUGGCCGGAGAUGCUGCUCACGUCCAUAGUGUGAUGGGCGCGUUUGGUCUUAACGCUUCCAUCCUCGACUCAGCCAAUCUCGCCUGGAAACUUGGUCUCUGCGCUUCUGGUGCAGCAGAUAUAAACUCCCUCAUGCCAACCUACGACCGCGAGCGCCGUCUCCACGCCGUCCGAAUCAUUGAAACAUCGGGUAAAUACCUUCGUUUCGUCUGCAACUCCGAACUCCCUAUUGCACAACUUUACGAAGCCGGCGCGGAUCUCGGAUUUGAUCCAUCUCGCAAUGCCCAAGCACCUAAAGCUAAGCACAACCGAGCAAGCAACGGAAAGGCAUCCGGCGAUCAUAGCAAACCGGAGACAUACGACCACGGACAUCAUAAUGGAGUGAAGCUUUCUGUCACUAGCAGGGACGGGACCAACGGCCACAAGGUCCACCUGAACGGUAAGCCGCAGUCCACCAGCGAAGAGGAGGAUGAGCGACAGCAGGACUUGCAGUUUCUCCGUACCUUCUUUCCUGAGUACGGUCAGUUCCUCUUAGGCACUGACUGCGAGUAUGGCACGUCUUGCAUCGUUCCACAGGGGUCUGCCGUCGGGACGAAGAAAAAGCCAACAGUGCUCCGUAAUGGAGUACGGGCCCCUAGCCCCCGCGUGUGCUUCAGCACGGGUUCAACCGGCUACCUAUACGAUAAAAUGCAGGGACCUAACCGGUUCCACGUUGUCGUCUUUGGAUCCGAUCUUCUCGGACCUGUGAGAGCACGACUUGCCGCCUUUUCUCUGGCUUUAGCGCGCGAGAGCCAUUUCUAUAAACGGUUCGGUGGAAGAUCGCGUUUUAACAUUCUCCUCGUCGCCAAAGGCGCACCCUUUGAACUGGAGGAGCGACUCCAGGGUGACGAUUUGUCUGCCCUCAAAGAGAGCGCCGUGGUUAUCUCAGAUGACCGCACACCAGAAGACGAUGCGCACUCUUGCUACGGUGUUGACCAUGUUACUGGUGCUGUGGUGGUUGUUCGACCGGAUCUGUGGGUCGGGAAGACGGCAGCUCCAGACCAGGUGGACGAGCUAGACAGUUACUUUUCGGCAUUCCUUAUUCCUGUUGAUAGACAUACAUGA
Molecule: messenger RNA, 2286 nt
Organism: Aspergillus udagawae
Lineage: Eukaryota; Fungi; Ascomycota; Eurotiomycetes; Eurotiales; Aspergillaceae
Exons: 5
Coding region: 1-2286 (761 amino acids)
Molecular function (GO): FAD binding
Source: RefSeq, a predicted model, not a curated record